Molecule: messenger RNA, 2987 nt
Organism: Cinara cedri
Lineage: Eukaryota; Metazoa; Arthropoda; Insecta; Hemiptera; Aphididae
Source: the annotation of a GenBank genome assembly
GAACGUACGCCAUUGGUCGGCCGUUUUCGCUGCGGAAUAACCUAGUUCCCGUCACCCGACGACCGUGGUGCCGUCCGAACCGCAGCUCAAAAACCUUUUGUACGCUGUCGUUACUGGAAGUCUGCCGCAGUACCGCACGAGCCAACGCAAUUCCUACCCUAAGUCGUUUUCACACUCAGUUCCAGGGAUACACAAAUAUAUGUAAGUAUAAUUUCCGAAUCGCAAUCUGUUCAUUUGUUUUUCAUUUACUCCGUCGUCGUUCGUUCGCGUUCAUCCGAAAACGUUUUUACGCUUUUUCGGUUUUUUGUAUUUUCCUGGGCGUUUCCCAUAGAUCAAUAUGUCCGAUUCGAAAAUGGUCGUCGCGUAUGGUUUUUAUACACACGUAAUACAUCAAAUUUUUCGCUCUGGAACUCCGUAUGAUUCCAUUACCCAAUGAUAAGUAUAGUAAUAUUUGAAGUAAUUGAUCGUCGAUUUUUUCCGUCCGUCCGUCCAUUGACAUCCGCCAUAUUGCUUUUGUUCUCCUUUGUUGUUUACUUUGUGAGUUUUGGUACGUCACACUUUCCGAUCUUCAAUUUCUGGUUUUUGUUCGUAAAUUUUUAACAAGUUAACAAAGCAAUUAAUAAUAUAGUUAUUUAUCAAAUAAGAGAUUGAAUCCUGUAGUGUUUCAUUAAAAGAAUUUAUUUUCAUUUUAUAAUUAUCGGGUACUUAUUUAAGUAUGUAAUAUUGCGCAAGUUGGAUAGAAAAGAAAAAAGAUUUAAUCGCAUUCUAUUUCGAAUUUAUAUUUUGUUUUGAUAAUAAUAUUGUUAAAAAAUUGAUUAAUAUAGAUUGGUGUUGACAUUUUUUUAAAUUUUAUAUAUGUCUAUUAUCUGUAUUUUAAAUAAAUAGAUACUUGCUAAACCUAAUCACAAGUUUUUGAUUUUAUAGAAGAUUCACUAUUAAAAAUUAUUUUAUAAUGACAAGGAUAUCAUUUUUAUUAAAUUAAGAAUUUGUAUUUGAGUGAAAUUCCUAUUUUUUUUUUUUAUAAAGAUUAUUUACUUUUAUACAUUUUUAUAUUAAAUGGUAUAAUAUGUAUUUAUAUAGGUUCUUCCUAUUCAUUUAUAUUAGUUAAUUUUUUUAUUACUCGUUGAUCUAUCUACUAUUAAAUUGCCUAUAUAUUUUGUUUAUCUGAGUAAAAUAUAGUUAUACUGUUAUUAGAUUCUAUUCACACAAUAAUCAUAAUAAUAAGUCAAUUUAUAGGGUUAAAAUAUUGGUUAAAAACCAAUACACUAAGUAAUUAAAUUAAAAUGGUAUGCAACUAAUAAAUAUUUUACGUUGAUAGUGUAUUAAAUAUUUUUUGUUUGAUAAUUAUAUUUUUUUAAUAGACAUUAUCAUUACGUAAGUUUGGUAAUAAUGUAAGUGAAACAUAUUUCUGAAGUUUAUAAAUUAAAAACAAACAUUGAAUAACCUAUUUAAUUCAUCCAUGGAUUUUAUCCUGAAUUUAAUAUACUAAUUGAACUUUUAUAAUUACUUUAUAAUAUUAUUUUUCUAGCAUUAAUUGUAAUUUGUAUAUUUAAGUAAUUAAUUUCUAUAUUUUGGUUUCAGAUAAAAAAUGCAGAUCUUUGUCAAAACUUUGACUGGAAAAACUAUCACAUUGGAAGUAGAAUCUUCCGAUUCUAUUGAGAAUGUGAAAGCAAAGAUUCAAGACAAGGAAGGCAUUCCACCAGAUCAACAACGUUUGAUCUUCGCAGGUAAACAAUUAGAAGACGGACGCACACUUUCCGAUUACAACAUCCAAAAAGAAUCAACACUUCAUUUGGUUCUCCGUCUACGUGGUGGUAUGCAAAUUUUCGUGAAGACCCUUACGGGAAAAACCAUCACCUUGGAAGUAGAAUCUUCCGAUUCUAUUGAAAAUGUGAAAGCAAAGAUCCAAGACAAGGAAGGCAUUCCACCAGAUCAACAGCGUUUGAUCUUUGCUGGUAAACAAUUAGAAGACGGACGUACACUUUCCGAUUACAACAUCCAGAAGGAAUCGACACUCCAUUUGGUUCUCCGUCUCCGUGGUGGUGCACAAUAAUUUUAAAAUAAUAUUGUUAUGGGUGAAUUUAAAUAAAAAUUAACACAUUACAUUUACAUAACAAAAUAAAUUUCAAAAUUUUAAAUCUUACUAUUAUUUUUUUCUUUUGUUUUGGUUAACCAAAUUAAGAAUAUUUGAAAUUAUGACAUUGGUACUGUAUUAUGAAAUAAAACUAUCAUUCACCCUUUAGUUGGGCUUAGUUUUGCAUUUGUUUUCCACUAUUCAAAAUUUGUGGUAUAAUGUAGUUAUUAUAGUUAUUAAAUUAAUUCAUCUAGAUUACCAAAUUUUAUCCUUGUUCCUUGUGCACAUAAUAUAUCUAUAAUUUAGAGAACCUUAUUAAUAUUGCAGUAUGUGCAUUAUUAACCUUGGUCACAAAAUGGUUAGUUUUAAUUAAAUACAACUGGUUCAGGAGUAGAUAAUGAAAGUUAUGAUUCAUCGAAAGAAAAAAAAUUGUAGACAUUGUACAAUGGGUGAGUCACAAUAGGCAAGAAGUUGAGGAAGUUUGGUCAUGUUUUGAAAGUCUAAUUAUACAAAAUUUUACUUCACCUAAUUUUUUCUACAACAAACUGACUUAUAAUUAGUCUCCUAUUAACUUUACAAUGUUUUUGUUUGGUCAGUGUUAUAUCUACUAAGUAUGAAAAAAAUGUAUAAAAAACUCAAAAUUAAAUGGCUUGAAUUUUUUGACAAUGUUACCAAGUCUAGAAAAUGAAAAUCUGCACAAUUUUUAUUCUAAGAAAAUUGUUUUCCAAUUUUUAUGAAAACUGGAAAAUCAGACAGUGAUCUCACACAUACUAACCGGAUAAAACGUGUUACACUUGAAAAUCUGAGCAAAAUAUCUGGUAGAGUAUUUGUUCUCAGAAAAGAAAAACCAAUAAAUUCCAUUCUCUGCCCAGAAUUUAAAAUUGGACAUAUAAAAUUAAAUGUUCACAAUAUU